Lodderomyces jiufengensis is the source of this 1284-nucleotide messenger RNA. RefSeq names its product gamma-tubulin (gene TUB4). The transcript is spliced from 2 exons. Bases 1 to 1284 code for a protein of 427 amino acids. Gene Ontology annotation, cellular component: gamma-tubulin complex; centrosome; cytoplasm. NCBI's taxonomy places the organism in Eukaryota, Fungi, Ascomycota, Pichiomycetes, Serinales, Debaryomycetaceae. The record is from RefSeq and is a predicted model, not a curated record. Gene Ontology annotation, biological process: meiotic spindle organization; microtubule nucleation; mitotic cell cycle. Gene Ontology annotation, molecular function: structural constituent of cytoskeleton; GTP binding.
AUGCCAGGAGAAACAAUAACGCUACAAGUUGGACAAUGUGGAAAUCAAGUUGGACUACAGUAUUGGCAACAAUUAGCUCAAGAACAUAAUAUAAAUCCAAAUGGUACACAAACAACCACAAAUCAAUCAGAACAUCCAGAAUUAUUUUUCACAAUAUCAGAUUCAAAUAAAUAUACUCCAAGAGCAAUACUAAUAGAUUUAGAACCAUCAGUUAUUACAAAAUCUAUGAAUGCACUACCUAUGUUUAAUCAAAGAAAUGUACAUUUAAGUGAAGAUAGUGGUGGAGCUGGGAAUAAUUUUGUAAAUGGAUAUAAAUAUGGGACUCGAUAUACUGAAGAUUUAAUGAAUUUAAUAGAUAGGGAACUAGAUAAAUGUGAUAAUUUAUCACAAUUUCAAAUGAUUCAUAGUGUUGCUGGGGGUACUGGAUCUGGUUGUGGUUCAAAAAUAUUGGAGAUAUUACAAGAUAGAUAUACGACUAAAAAAUUGAUAACUACAACUUCAAUUUUCCCAUCAAAUGAUAAAACUAGUGAUGUUGUUGUACAACCUUAUAAUAGUGUAUUAACAUUACAAAAAUUAAUUGAAUAUAGUAAUGCGACAUUUGUUUUCCAUAAUGACUCGUUGAAUAAUAUAGAAAAUGCAAUAACUCAAACUACAAGUGAUUCAUAUCAAGGAACAAAUAAAAUUAUAGCCAAUAUAUUAGCAACUAUAAGUAAUCCAUUACGUUUUCCAAGUUAUAUGUAUAGUUCAAUUGAAUCCAUUAUAGCAAAUUUAGUCCCCACACCAGAUUUAAAAUUUUUAACAACAUCGAUAGCUCCAUUUAAAACAAAUAAUGAAUAUGAUAUGUUUAUAGAAUUAUCAGACGAUAGAUACAAAUCCAUUACACCAGUUUCAGAUAUAUCAUAUAUAAGUCUAAUGAAUUACCUAGUAAGUGGGCAAAAUCUAGAUCGAAAAGAUAUACGCAAAGGAAUACUCAAAAUCCAAUCAAGAACAAAAUUUGUACCGUGGACAUCAAAAUCAAUAGCAGUAGUUCAUGGAAAAAAACCCAACUCAGAAUUAAAAGGUAUACAAAUUUCAAACAAUACAUCAAUAGUAGAUACAUUCUCCAAAAUAGUAAAUCAAUAUGAACUACUAGUUAAAAGAAAAGCUUAUUUAAACACAUAUACUGAGAAUAACUCAAUAGAAGAAAUGGAUCAUAUGGUUGAUGUAUUUAAUCAAGCUAAAGAGGAUAUUGUUAAAAUUAUACAAACUUAUAAAAAUUGUAGUUCUAUUGAUUAUUUAGAUUGA